AUGCAGAAACCAAUGACCUAUCAUCUCAACAACGAGCUGUUUGACAUCUUUCAGCAGGAGAUCAAGGAGCUGCAUCAAGAUGUUGCGGCCAUUACGAUGGAUAAAUUAAACACAGAACGCUACUAUGAAGACCUUGUCUCAGAGGAGAGGGAGGAGAAGCAGGCAUUGCUUCUAGAAAUUCAGGAGCUUAAGGAGAAGCUGGAGAAAGCUGACUCCAAGAACCAAGGCCUGGUGGGCAGAGAUGAGACAACGUGCUGCCCCACAAUACAGGAACUCCAACAAGAGAUAAAGGAGAUGCAAAAAAAACAUCAUCAGGAAAUUGAGAUGCUCACCAUUGAGCAUGAAAUGGAUCUCGCUGUGGCUCAGAAAGAGGUGAAGGAGCUCCAGGAAAAGCUGAAGAAUGAAAGAAAUCUUGGAGCAGAAAGGGAUUCAGCGAAAAGGGAAGCCAGUGAGAUUCCCCUACAAUUCUCUUGCCAUAAGAAUCAACUGGAGCUCCAACAGCUGGAAAGAAACAUCAAAGAGGAAAAAGCACUAAGGGUCCAGGCAGAGAAUUUCUUGGAAAUAUUGGACCAAGAACUAAAAACUGAACAAGAACGUAGAGCCCAAACUGAGGCAGACAAACAAGAAGCAGUGGAGAUUGCAGAGGAACUAAUUAAAAAGCUUGAGAACAUGGAGAAAACAUCCAAGGGGGCUCCAUCUGAGAACAAAUUUGAACUGGAACUCCAACAGCUGGAGAAAAUGCUCCAAGAGGAAAAAAGACUAAGGGUCCAAGAAGAGAGUAAAAAUGCUGCUCUCUUAAAAACUGUAGAGAUCCUUCGGCAGGAAACAAUCAAAGAACGGCCGAAACCAUUAGUCUAUCACCUUAACAAUGAGCUGUUUGACAUCUUUCAGCAGGAGAUCAAGGGACUGCACCAAGAUGUUGCGGCCAUUGCAAUGGAGAAAUUCAACACCAGACGCGACUAUGAAGACCUUGUCUCAGAGGAGAGGAAGGAGAAGCAGGCUUUGCUUCUUGAAAUUCAGGAGCUUAAGGAGAAGAUGGAGAAUGACAAAAAUAUUGGUGCAAAAGGGGAAGGCAUUAAGAUUCCGCUACAAUUGUCUAGCCACUGUGUAGUUUCCAGUGAACAUUCAGCGGAAAUCAAAGUUCGAGAUGAGGACAUUCCUUGUCUUGACGUCCGACAGCUUCAGGAAAUGCUCCAAAGAGAGAGAGAGCUGAGGAUUCAGGCUGAAAAUGAGAACCUAGAUCAAUUUAAAUAUGCGGAGGCAUUCUUUGAAAUGAUGGAGCAAGAGCUGAAAACAGAACGUAAACUUAGAGCCCAAAUUGAGGUGGACAAACAGGAAGCUGUGGAGAUAGCAGAACAACUAUUUAAAAAGCUUGAGGACAUGGAGAAGACGUCCAAGGAGGCUCCAACUGAGAUCACUUUGGAUGAUAGGGACAAAUUUGAACAGGAACUCCAACAGCUGGAGAAAAUGCUGCAGGAGGAAAAAGCACUAAGGGUCAAGGCUGAGAAUUUCUUAGAAAUAUUGGAUCUGGAACUGAAAACGGAGCAAGAACUUAAAGCCCAAAUUGAGGAAGAUAAACAGGAAGUUGAGGAGAUAGCAGAACAACUAUUUAAAAAGCUUGAGGACAUGGAGAAGACGUCCAAGGAGGCUCCAACUGAGAUCACUUUGGAUGAUCGGGAUAAAUUUGAACUCGAACUCCAAAAUCUAGAGAAAAUGCUCCAAGAGGAGAAAGCACUAAGGGUCCAAGGAGAGACUGAAAAUGCUGCUCUCUUGACAACUGUAGAGUUUCUUCGGGAGGAAACGGACAAAGAACUCCAGAAAGAAAGGGCUCUGAGAGAAGAGGCAGAAAGAGAUAAGUUGGAAUUGGAGAAGGCAAGUGAUAAACUUUACCAGGGUUUCGAGAAAGCCUGUAAGCUGACAGAGACGCUCUCGGCUGAGACCGUACUUUUUACCAACAAGCUUCAGGCAGACGACCAGAAACAGAGAUCUCUGCUCAAAGACAUCCAGGAACUCACCCUCUUGCUGGAAAAGGAAAAAACCCUAAGGAUCAAGGCAGAGAACUAUGAGAUGGAGGCCAUAGAGAUCGUAGAGGCUUUGCAGAAGGAAGCAAAAUAUAGAUCAAGGAAGAACAAAGAUUUGAAAAAGAAACACCAUCACAUCAAAGCCCAACCUUUUUAA
This is a messenger RNA of Xiphophorus couchianus (Monterrey platyfish), 2178 nucleotides long. RefSeq names its product trichohyalin-like. The record is from RefSeq and is a predicted model, not a curated record. The transcript has a single exon. The coding region runs from base 1 to 2178 and encodes 725 amino acids. Lineage: Eukaryota; Metazoa; Chordata; Actinopteri; Cyprinodontiformes; Poeciliidae.